Messenger RNA from Onychomys torridus (southern grasshopper mouse), 1749 nucleotides. RefSeq names its product 5'-nucleotidase, cytosolic IIIA (gene Nt5c3a). NCBI's taxonomy places the organism in Eukaryota, Metazoa, Chordata, Mammalia, Rodentia, Cricetidae. The transcript is spliced from 10 exons. Gene Ontology annotation, cellular component: cytoplasm. The record is from RefSeq and is a predicted model, not a curated record. Gene Ontology annotation, molecular function: 5'-nucleotidase activity; magnesium ion binding. Bases 288 to 1181 code for a protein of 297 amino acids.
UCUUUGGGGCGGGGCCUCCUCGGUCUCCGCCGUGCGGGGCGGAGCUCCGGACUGGUGUGCGGCGUGCUGCCGCGCCCCUGGGCUCCUAGCCGCGGGUCUUGGGCUUUUCGCGCGGCACGCGGGCUUGUCCAUGGACCGCGCGGCCGUGGCGCGGGUGGGCGCGGUGGCGAGCGCCAGUGUGUGCGCGGUGGUGGCGGGCGUGGUGCUGGCCCAGUACAUAUUCACCUUGAAGAGAAAGACGGGCCGCAAGACCAAGAUCAUCGAGAUGAAGAUUGGAUAACCAAGAAAUGACUAAUCAGGAGUCUGCUGUCCAUUUGAAAAUGAUGCCAGAAUUCCAGAAAAGCUCAGUUCGCAUCAAGAACCCUACAAGAGUAGAAGAAAUUAUCUGUGGUCUCAUUAAAGGAGGAGCUGCCAAACUCCAGAUAAUAACAGACUUUGAUAUGACGCUAAGUAGGUUUUCCUACAAUGGAAAAAGAUGCCCAACAUGUCAUAAUAUCAUUGACAACUGUAAACUUGUUACAGACGAAUGCCGAAGAAAGUUACUGCAGCUGAAGGAGCGGUAUUACGCUAUUGAGGUUGACCCUGACCUCACUGUGGAAGAGAAGUUCCCUCACAUAGUAGAGUGGUAUACUAAAUCACAUGGUUUGCUUGUUGAACAAGGCAUACCAAAAGCCAAACUUAAAGAGAUUGUGGCAGACUCUGAUGUCAUGCUCAAGGAAGGAUAUGAGAAUUUCUUUGGUAAACUUCAACAGCACAGCAUUCCCGUGUUCAUAUUUUCGGCUGGUAUCGGUGACGUGCUUGAAGAAGUUAUACGUCAAGCUGGAGUUUAUCAUUCAAAUGUCAAAGUAGUAUCCAACUUCAUGGAUUUUGAUGAAAAUGGAGUGCUGAAAGGAUUCAAAGGAGAACUAAUUCAUGUAUUCAACAAACACGAUGGUGCCUUGAAGAAUACAGACUAUUUCAGCCAGCUGAAAGACAACAGCAACAUCAUUCUGCUGGGGGACUCCCAGGGAGACUUGAGGAUGGCAGACGGUGUAGCUAACGUUGAACACAUUCUGAAAAUUGGAUAUCUGAAUGACAGAGUAGAUGAGCUUUUAGAAAAAUACAUGGACUCUUACGAUAUUGUUUUAGUAAAAGAAGAAUCACUGGAGGUCGUCAACUCGAUUUUACAAAAGACAUUAUAAACAAACCGUUCGUGAGAGGACGUCUCCCACAGGUGCAGCUGAAACCAGCACUGGCCAGCUUGAAGAAAGACUCUUAUUUAUAACACAUUCUUGCCCUUGGCAUUCCCCCUUCUCUUCCGAUGGGAGCCUUCUCAUCUGCAGACGGGUUGACCCUAUAAACUGCAGCCCCUUCUUCCCGCCUCCAUCAUGAUACCAGAUUUUUUAAGCAAUUAAAAAUGAUCUUAAGGCAAAAAUUAGAAAAUUAACUUCCUUUUCCAAAGUGAGUUUUGUAGUUUGGUGUUCUGCAGUUUCUGGGCACUUUACCAGGUGAGUGUGGAGGCUCAGAGGCCACUGUCUCGGUUGAUAGUGUCUCAUUUUAACCACUGCCAGCUUUGUACUUUGGGUGGAGUGUGAUGAGACCAUCUCCUGAAAUUGUGUUUUCUUUGGUUAUUUUGUCUGGAAAAAUAUUUGCCAGGGAAGUCCAGCACUUAGUAUGUGAAAAACUGUUGGUGUCUGUAUCACUAACAUUACAAAUAUUCUGUGUGAAACACUGAAAAUAAACCUGAAAUGGAAAGCUUUUUUAAAUUCU